AUGGCGGCCACUACUUCCCUCGACCACCUGAGCAACCGUAUGAAGCUGGAAUGGCACUCCAAGCUUAACACCGAGAUGGUGCCGGCCAAGAACUUCCGCCGUACCUCUAUCAUCGGUACCAUUGGUCCCAAGACCAACUCCGUCGAGAAGAUCAACGCUCUUCGCACAGUGGGUCUCAACGUUGUUCGUAUGAACUUCUCACACGGUUCUUAUGAGUACCACCAAUCUGUUAUCGACAACGCCCGUGAGGCUGCUCGUGUCCAGACUGGCCGUCCUCUGGCCAUCGCCCUUGACACCAAGGGCCCCGAGAUCCGUACUGGUAACACCGUUGGUGAUGCCGACAUCCCCAUCAAGAUCGGCCACGAGCUUAACAUCACCACCGACGAGGCCUACGCCGCCGCCUGUGACGAUAAGAACAUGUACCUUGACUAUAAGAACAUCACCAAGGUGAUCUCCCCCGGCAAGCUUAUCUAUGUUGACGAUGGUAUUCUGUCGUUCGAGGUGAUCGAGGUUGUGGAUGAAAAGACCCUGCGCGUCAAGUGCUUGAACAACGGCAACAUCUCUUCCCGCAAGGGUGUUAACCUGCCCGGUACCGACGUAGACCUGCCCGCUCUCUCCGAGAAGGAUAUUGCCGACCUGAAGUUCGGUGUCAAGAACAACGUUGACAUGGUCUUCGCCUCAUUUAUCCGCCGCGGCGACGAUAUCACUCGCAUCCGUGAGGUCCUCGGCGAGGAGGGCAAGGAGAUCCAGAUCAUUGCCAAGGUUGAGAACCAGCAGGGUGUUAACAACUUCGAUGAGAUCCUCGAGGCCACUGACGGUGUCAUGGUCGCCCGUGGUGACCUUGGUAUCGAGAUCCCCGCCCCCAAGGUCUUCAUCGCCCAGAAGAUGAUGAUCGCCAAGUGCAACAUCAAGGGCAAGCCCGUUAUCUGUGCCACCCAGAUGCUGGAGUUUUCGGACGUUGCCAACGCCGUCCUUGACGGUGCCGACUGUGUCAUGCUGUCGGGUGAGACUGCCAAGGGUAACUACCCUUGCGAGGCUGUCAAGAUGAUGCACGAGACCUGCCUUCUGGCCGAGGUCACCAUCCCCCACUUCCAGAUCUUCGAUGAGCUCCGCAACUUGGCUCCUCGCCCCACCGAGACUUCCGAGUCCAUUGCCAUGGCCGCUGUUAGCGCCAGUCUGGAGCUGAACGCCGGCGCCAUUGUCGUCCUGACCACCAGUGGCAAGACCGCUCGCCUUCUGUCCAAGUACCGCCCCGUCUGCCCCAUCAUCAUGGUCACUCGUAACGCUACCGCUUCCCGGUACUCUCACUUGUACCGCGGUGUCUGGCCAUUCUACUUCUCUGAGAAGAAGCCCGACUUCAACGUCAAGAUCUGGCAGGAGGAUGUCGACCGCCGUCUUAAGUGGGCCAUUAACCACGGUCUCAAGCUCGGCAUCGUUAACAAGGGCGACCCCAUCGUCUGCGUCCAGGGAUGGCGCGGCGGUAUGGGCCACACCAACACCGUUCGUGUGGUCCCCGCCGAGGAGAACCUUGGUCUCGCCGAUGAGUAA
Molecule: messenger RNA, 1548 nt
Organism: Penicillium manginii
Lineage: Eukaryota; Fungi; Ascomycota; Eurotiomycetes; Eurotiales; Aspergillaceae
Product: pyruvate kinase CDC19
Exons: 6
Coding region: 1-1548 (515 amino acids)
Biological process (GO): glycolytic process
Cellular component (GO): cytoplasm
Molecular function (GO): magnesium ion binding; pyruvate kinase activity; potassium ion binding
Source: RefSeq, a predicted model, not a curated record